AGUCCCUAACAAUGCCCCUAAGUCUCACUCUUGAUCAUUAGAAAGACAUCCACGACCGGGCACACAACCAGUCCGUCGAGGUUAAAAAAAAAAGGAAAAUGGCAGACUCUCUACACAUCCGAGUGGCCCACUUUUGGAGCGGGAUGGCCAGUGAAUGACACAUUUAAUAAGAUCAUUAUUUUACAGGUUAAAGAUCGGGUCGUCCACGGACAUCCUGACCAGGUUCCUUAUAUUAUCACUUGAGAGAGUCUCGCCUUAAAACCCCCCUCCUGGGCGGAACCCUUCCUGGACCCGAAUUGGCCUCCCCUCAACCCCCAGCCUGUCCCCUCGACCCGCCCGGUCCGCCGGCCACGUCUUCCUCUCUCUACCUUUGUGAAAUCAGAGCCUUCUAAGAAACCUGUCCUCCCGGCAGACCCAAACUCCCCUCUCAUAGAUCUUCUCUCUGACAGGCCCGGCUGAAACGGAGGAGGCAGAGCCGCCGGCCAGAUCAGUUGCCGGGCCACAGUCUGAUAAGGGUUUCUCCCCUGUCACAGGGAGAUUGCGCAAUAAGCGCGAGGUAAUGCCAGAUUCAACCUCCCAGGCUUUCCCACUUAGACAGGGAACCGGUGGCCAGACCCAAUACUGGCCGUUUUCAGCAGCUGACAUUUACAAUUAGAAACAACACAACCCUUCUUUCUCCAAAGAUCCGGUGGCACUCACCGACCUAAUAGAAUCUGUUUUACUUACCCACCAGCCUACUUGGGAUGACUGCCAACAGCUCUUACAGGCCUUCUUGACCUCAGGAAAAAAAAAAAAAAACAAAGAGUGUUCCUAGAGGCCAGAAAGCAUGUUCUGGGAGAUGAUGGGCGUCCCACCCAGCUGCCUGAGGACCAAACUGGGAUUUUAAUACAGCUGAAGGUAAGGGACACCUACACCUUUAUCGCCAGUUGCUUCUAGCGGGUCUCCGAGGGGCUAUACGACGCCCUACUAAUUUGGCUCAGGUAAAACAGGUAUUACAGGAAGCAGGGGAAACUCCCUCCGCCUUUCUAGAGAGACUUAAGGAGGCCUACCGUAUGUACACUCCCUAUGACCCAGAUGACCCAGGACAAAUGACGAGUGUCUCUAUGUCCUUCAUCUGGCAGGCUGCUCCAGAUAUCAGGACUAAGUUACAGAGGUUAGAAAAUUUACAGGGCUAUACAUUACAAGAUUUACUUAAAGAAGCUAAAAGGAUUUUUAAUAAGAGAGAGAUAAAAAAAAAAAAAAAAAACAAAGAAUUGAGUCGAAUCUUGGCCGCCGUAGUUCAGGGCCAAGAAAGGAAGGGAGAUAGGGGGGAGCUCGAAAGGGGCUGAAGCUGGAUAAAGAUCAAUGUGCCUAUUACAAAGAGAAAGGGCACUGGGCCAGAGAGUGCCCCAAGAAGCCUGGCGGACCCCGAAAGCCUCGACCACGAACCUCCCUCUUGGCUCUAGAUAAAGAUUAGGGAGGUCAGGGCCAGGACCCCCCCCCCUGAGCCCAGGGUAACGCUUAAAGUUGGGGGGCAGCCGGUUACUUUCCUGGUAGACACAGGAGCCCAGCAUUCAGUCCUCACCCGAGCUUCAGGACAACUCAGCGACCGGACGGCCUGGGUACAAAGAGCUACUGGUGAGAAACAAUACCGAUGACUACGGACCGCUGGGUUCAGCUGGCUACCGGUAAGGUGACCCAUUCCUUCUUACAUGUUCCGGACUGCCCGUACCCUCUGCUGGGCCGUGACCUGCUCACCAAACUAAAAGCACAAAUUCAUUUUGAGAAAGGAGGGGCCCCCACAACUCCCCUUCAAGUUCUAACCCUACAAUUAGAGGAUGAAUAUAGACUAUAGAAACUGAGACAGGACAAGCCACAAUCCCUAGAAAUAGACACUUGGGUCACGAAUUUUCCACUGGCUUGGGCAGAGACUGGUGGGAUGGGGUUGUCGCUCCAACAGCCCCCCUUAAUUAUACAGUUAAAGGCCACUACAACUCCAGUCUCCAUAAAACAAUACCCCCUGUCACAUGAAGCUUAUCAAGGUAUAAGGCCUCACAUUACGAGGCUUCUAGAUCAAGGCAUCCUAAUCCCCUGCCAGUCGCCUUGGAAUACGCCUCUUCUGCCUGUUAAGAAACCCGGCACUGGAGAUUAUAGGCCAGUACAAGACUUGAGAAAGGUCAACAAGAGGAUAGAAGAUAUUCAUCUGACUGUUCCAAACCCUUACAAUUUGCUCAGUAACUGUUCAUCGAUGAGAAACAGGGGUAUGCUAAAGGGGUCCUAACACAAAGGUUGGGACCCUGGAAACGCCCUGUGGCCUACCUGUUUAAGAAAUUGGACCCUGUGGCCUCCGGCUGGCCACCGUGCCUAAGGAUGGUGGCUGCUAUUGCUGUCCUGAUCAAGGACGCUGGAAAAUUGACUUUGGGACAGCCACUCACCAUCCUAGCACCCCACGCAGUGGAGGCCUUGGUAAAGCAGCCCCCAGACCGCUGGCUCUCUAAUUCUCGCACCAAGCCUUGUUACUGGAUGCAGAACGGGUUCAGUUUGGGCCCGUAGUCGCCCUCAAUCCUGCCACCUUGCUUCCUCUACCAGAGGAGGCAGAACAGCAUGACUGCCUACAAAUCCUCGCAGAAGUACAUAGAACCAGGCCGGACCUAUCGGACCAGCCUCUUCAGAAUGCUGACCACACAUGGUACACGGAUGACAACAGCUUCUUGGCAGAGGGAGAGCGAAAGGCUGGAGCUGCGGUCACUACGGAGGACAAAGUGAUUUGGGCGAAAGCCCUGCCUGCUGGUACCUCCGCACAACGGGCUAAACUCAUUGCCUUGACUCAGGCGCUCAAGAUGACAAAAGGUAAGAGGCUAAAUAUAUAUACAGACAGCCGUUAUGCCUUUGCCACGACACACAUCCACGGGGAGAUCUACCGGAGGCGGGGGCUGCUCACAUCUGAGGGUAAAGAUAUUAAAAAUAAGGCUGAAAUUCUGGCCCUCUUAGAAGCCCUAUUCUUGCCCAAAAGACUGAGCAUUAUGUAUUGUCCAGGACACCAGAAAGGGCACAACCCAGAGGCACAAAGAAACCGGCUGGCCGAUGCCACGGCGCGAGAAGCGGCCAUGAACAAACAAAUCUUGCCCUUAAAUAGCCCAGACCAACCCACGCCCCCACCAGUGAGACAAACCAGUUGGGUUUAUGCCCAUGAGGACAUAGAGCUCCUAAAAAAAAAAAUGGGGGCCAUCUACCACCCUCAACUAAAACAGUGGGUCUACAAAGGAAAGACAGUUAUGCCAAUAAAAAUGACUUUUAAAUUGAUCUCCUUUUUACAUAAAUUAACCCAUUUGGGGUUUAAGAAGAUGAAAACCUUACUAGAUCGGGAAGAGAUAAAUCUGUGUUUUUUUGAAUCGGGACAAAGCGAUACAAAAGGUGACUGAGAGUUGCAAAGCGUGCGCUCAGGUUAACCCGGGAAGGACCAUGAUUGGACAAGGAGUUCGUCCUAGGGGACACCGUCCCGACAUCCAUUGGGAAAUUGAUUUUACUGAAAUUAAACCAGGUAUAUAUGGAAACAAGUAUCUCCUAGUGUUUGUAGACACCUUCUCAGGAUGGGUCGAAGCCUUCCCCACAAAACACGAGACUGCAAAAAUGGUCACCAAGAAGCUCCUCAAGGAAAUCUUUCCCAGGUAUGGCAUGCCUCAAGCGUUGGGGUCCGACAACGGGCCCGCUUUCGUCUCCCAAGUAAGUCAGUUGGUGGCCAAAUUGCUGGGGAUUGAUUGAAAAUGACAUUGUGCCUAUAGACCCCAGAGUUCAGGUCAGGUAGAACACAUGAAUAGAACAAUUAAGGAGACUUUAUCCAAACUUACGCUUGCAACCGGCUCAAAGGAUUGGGUGGCCCUCCUUCCCCUAGCUCUAUAUCGGGCCCGGAAUACCCCGGGCCCCCAUGGUCUAACUCCUUUUAAAAUAAUAUAUGGAGCACCACCCCCAUUUGUCCAUUUCUUUGAUUCAAACAUUGCUGAUUUUGCUGACAGCCCUUCUCUGAGGGCCCAUUUACAGGCCCUACAGAUUGUGCAGAGAGACGUCUGGAGACCUUUGGCCGCUGCUUACCAGGACAAGCUUGAACAUCCGGUGGUGCCACACCCGUUCCAGAUUGGAGACACCGUGUGGGUGCGCAAACACCAGACCAAGAAUCUCGAGCCACGGUGGAAAGGACCCUACACCGUCCUCCUGACUACCCCGACCGCCCUAAAGGAAGGAAGAACCUCUCAAGAUGUCUUCCAGUAAUGACCCCACUGUAAUACCAAUGACAGAAAGACGUCACAGUGACCUUCCCGAAACAAACACCAGUGACCCGGAGACACUGACUGGAGAGGCUGUUGUGUUGAGUUUUCACAACAUCAGCUACAUAGAAACAGUGCAGAGCGGCUUUCCACUUUGUCAGAAGACACGUGUGAUGGAAAGACUGUCGAGCAUCAGUGGGAUCAUGGGACCAGGCCUCAAUGCCAUAAUGGGACCUCAGGAUGGGAGCAGAUCUCUGUUAUUAGAUGUCUUAGCUGCAAGGAGACAUCCAAGUGGAUUAUCAGGAGAUAUUUUGGUAAACGGUAAACCUCGACCUGCUAAUUUCAAAUGUACAUCUGGUUAUGUACCACAUAAUGAUGUGGUCAUGCACACAGUGACCGUGAGAGACAAUUUAGAGUUCUCAGCAGCUCUCUGUCUUCCAAUGACUAUAACAAGAGAUGAAAAAAGAAGGAGGAUCAAUGAGGUGCUUGAACUUCUUCAUCUGGAUGAAAAACAAAAUACCAAGCCUAGAUCCAAAGAACUCAGGAAAAGGACCAGUAUAGCAGUGGAGCUGAUCGCUGACCAUCCCAUUUUGUUCUUGGAUAAUCCCACCACUUACUUAGACUUUACAACUACGACUUAUGUCAUAUCAGUCCUGAGAAGGAUGUCGAUGAAGGGAAAGACAAUCAUCUUCUCCAUCAAUCAGCCUCAGUACUCCAUCUUCAGAUUCUUUGAUAGCCUCACCUUAAUGGCUUCAGGAAAACUCAUGUUUCAUGGACCUGCACGGGAUGCUCUGGAGUACUUCACAUCUGCGGGUUACCCUGCAGACUUCUUCCUGGACAUCAUUAAUGGAGGUUUCUGUGACACAGAGGAAGAUGGCCAUGAAGUUGGAAACUAUGAAGAACUUUUUGAGAGACAAUAUCAAGCCACAAAAAAAUUGGUCAAUAUGUAUGCCCAGUCCCGCUUACACAGUGACACAAGAGCCAGACUGGAUCAAAUCUUGGGGCAACAGCAGCUGGACAGGAACUCAGCUGUGGAGACCACAUGUGCCACCCCUUUCUGGCAUCAACUCAUGUGGAUUACCUAUCGAUCAUUCAAAAAUAUCUGGGGUUUUCCAUGGGCCACUGUGAUUCAGGCUGUUAUCAUAGCCAUACUGGCAGCACUGAUAGGCAUCGCUUUCCAGGUCCUGAAAAAUGAUUGUAAUGAAGUCCGGAUAAGAGCCGGCCUCCUUUACCUGCUCACAAUCUUCCAGAGCCUCACAAGUGUGUUUGCAGGGGUGCUCUUUGUGAUUAACAGGCAUCGCUUUCUACAUGAGCACACCAGUGGAUACUACAGAGUGUCAUGCUAUUUCUUUGGGAAAUUGCUGGCUGACCUAAUACCCAGGAGGCUGUUGCCAAGUACUAUAGUACUCAUAACAUACUUCAUAGCAGGAGGAAGAAUGAGCAUGAGCUCUUUCUUUGCUAUGCUAUUUACCGUCAUGAUGCUGGAUUUUUCUGUCAGCUCCCUGCCACUGUCUAUAGGAGCCGGGAAGAAUGCAGUGGCUGUUCCAACACUGUUUGUGACCAUCUACUUUGUGUUCAUGCUGAUCUUUUCAGGUUUAUCACUAUAUUCCGGAAGCCUCCCACCUAAGCUCUCAUGGAUUCAAUACUUUAGCAUUCUUCAUUACGCCUUUAAGGCUUUGCUGCACAAUGAGUUCCUCGGACAAAACUUCUGUUCAGAAGACAGGAUGGAAGAACUCAGUAGAUGCCAUAACUAUGUAAUAUGUGCUGGUGAAGAAUUCUUGGCGAUCCAGGGCAUCGAUCUCUCAUCGUGGGGCUUCUGGGAGAAUCACCUGGCUUUAGCUUGUAUAAUGAUUAUCCUCUUAACAAUUACCUAUGUGCAGUUAUUACAGGUUAAGACAUUAGAAGUUCUUAGAUCGCGGGGGAGGAAUUUUCUUCAGUUGUUUAACUAAAUACCAAAGUAUCUUCUGUAUGUCUGUAAUUGUAUUCCUGGACAAAUGCUACAUCCAGCCUGACCCUGAGAGGAUCCCUCUGCUGUGAACACUGAUGAAUGUAGAGACUCAUGGCUGCUCACAGUACAGGGCUAAGGGACACUCCAGUGCUUAUCUCCAACAGGACACCUAUUGCGUGCCCUCUAUAGCUCAGAGCAUUGUACAGUAGAAAGAGUGCAGGAGCCAGAAUAUGAGAAGAAGGAGUGGAAAUGCAAUAUUGUGGUCCUGCACAGCCAAGGCAACCAUGGUCUGUGUCUCAACUCUACGGCUACCUACAGAAGACUGGAUCCCUCAUCAGCACAGAAGGAGCAGAGGAGAACUCAAUGGGUCCAUCCCCCAUUCUGCUCAACUAUUGGCUACUGGCAGAUCAUGGGGGAGAGGCAGUCAUUGAUUUCACAUGUAUGUUCACAUUUGAGCCUAGAGACUCCAGUGGAAAGUCCGAAACACUCUGAUCCCACACACAGCCCUGUUUAAACUCUGUGGGUCAUAAGACAAAGAUGUGGAUGUGAGAAAGAGACUUGUAAAGAAGAGUAUUUCAAGGGAGUGUAAGGAAAAUGAGAGAGGUGGGACGGAGGGGGAAAUGGCUGAAAUGCAUUAUAUAUGGAAUUGUAUAUUUUUAAAAAUAAAAUUAUAGAAAAGCAA
Messenger RNA from Rattus norvegicus (Norway rat), 6871 nucleotides. Lineage: Eukaryota; Metazoa; Chordata; Mammalia; Rodentia; Muridae. The record is from RefSeq and is a predicted model, not a curated record.